Messenger RNA from Sardina pilchardus (European sardine), 1569 nucleotides. RefSeq names its product beta-carotene oxygenase 1 (gene bco1). The transcript has 11 exons. The record is from RefSeq and is a predicted model, not a curated record. Bases 1 to 1569 code for a protein of 522 amino acids. Gene Ontology annotation, biological process: retinal metabolic process; carotene catabolic process. Lineage: Eukaryota; Metazoa; Chordata; Actinopteri; Clupeiformes; Clupeidae. Gene Ontology annotation, molecular function: beta-carotene 15,15'-dioxygenase activity; carotenoid dioxygenase activity.
AUGUACGUUUACGAUCAAAACAAAGAAGAGCAACCUGAGCCAGUUGAAGCAGAUGUAACUGGAACUCUUCCAGACUGGCUGCAAGGCACUUUGGUGCGUGUUGGUCCAGGUAUAUUUUCUGUGGGUGAGACAUCCUACAACCACUGGUUCGAUGGAAUGGCCUUAAUGCACAGCUUUACAAUUAAAAAUGGUGGAGUGAGUCAUCGAAGCAGGUAUCUCCGUGGGGACACCUAUAAAGCCAACAUGGAGGCCAAGAGAAUCGUCGUAUCUGAGAUGGGGACAAUGGCUUUCCCAGACCCUAGAAAGAACAUAUUUUCCAAGUUCAUUACCUUCCUCAACCACGCCGUCCCAGACUUUACAGAUAACUGUGUAGCGAAUAUAAUCAAAUAUGGGAAUGACUAUUAUGCCACCUCUGAAACCAACUACAUCAGAAAAAUUAAUCCAGAGACCUUGGAAACUCUGGACAAGGUGGACUACCUCAAAUACCUUCCUUUGAGCCUGGUGUCCUCCCAUCCACACUAUGAUAAAGAAGGAAAUGCCUACAACAUGGGCACAUCAAUUGGAGACAAGGCCAAGACCAAGUAUGUGAUACUCAAGGUUCCAGCAGGGACUAAUGCAGCGGACACCACUCCUGUCGUGAAGAACAUGGAAGCCGUCUGCUCAAUUCCCUCCCGUACCCUCCUCAGCCCCAGCUAUUACCAUAGCUUUGGCAUGACUGACAACUACUUUAUUUUCAUUGAGCAGCCCUUCAAAAUCGACAUCCUUAAGAUGGCUACAGCUUAUGUGCGAGGAGUUAACUGGGCUAGCUGCCUAAAAUUUAAUCCAGAGGAAAAUACUCUGAUUCAUCUUAUUGACAGAAAAUCAAAGAAAGAGGUGCUGACGAAGUACUACACUGGCGCUAUGGUUGUCUACCAUCAUGUGAAUGCAUUUGAAGAUGAUGGCCAUGUGGUGUUUGAUGUGAUUGCCUAUGAGGAUAACAGUCUGUAUGACAUGUUUCUCAUUGAUGAGUUGAAACAAAGAGUAAAGAACCCAGGGUCAUCCUCACACAAACCUUACAGUUCACCAAAAUGCAAGAGGUUUGUUCUACCACUCACUGAUAAGGCGUCUGAAAUAGGAGAGGACUUAGUGAAGCUGAAAUACACUACAGCCAGUGCUGUGAAAGAGAAAGAUGGAAAGUUGCUCUGCCAGCCAGAAGUUCUGUGUGGAGGUGUAGAACUACCCAGGAUAAAUUAUGAUUACAAUGGCAAGAAACACAGAUUCGUCUACCUGACAGGAGUGGAGAUGUCAGCAGUCGCCACAAAGAUUAUUAAGCUUGAUGUUGAGACAAAGGAAGUGCAAGAAUGGACUGCAGAAAACUGCUGGCCAUCUGAGGCUGUCUUCAUAGCCAGACCAAAUGCAGUUGAAGAAGAUGAUGGUGUGGUCCUAACAUCUGUGAUAAAUAACGAGGAGGGGGAACAAGGAUUUUUACUUGUCCUUGAUGCAAAGACUUUGAAAGAGAUUGCAAGGGCCCAUGUAAAAGCAGCACUGCACAUGGACAUGCAUGGACACUUCAUCCCACAGAGCAGUUAA